ACUUUAGGUUGUUUUAUUCGGCCUCUGGCCGCUACUAGUGGCAGGCGUGAAUUUGUAAUUUUUUCUUCGUUUUCGUUUAACUUAUCAUAAGGAAUUAGUGUACCUUACCUACCAACUUAUAGGUACCUAACAAUUAAGGACACAAUGGCACCACUGUCAGUAGAUGGAGACACGUUAGGACAAAAGCAUCAAAAUUACAAUAAAAUAGUAAAUGAAGCGAUCAAAAACAAUCCUACACAACAGAUAACGGCAUUAAAUUAUGAAGAGUCGGAUUUGGAUAAUCUAUACAAAAUAGAUAUAGCGUGUAACAGAAGAAAUGUCGAAUAUAUUCUUGAAGUUUUGAAAAGCGAAGACAUGUUAUAUGUAUCCCGAGCUAUCAAGCAAUCCACGUGGUUAAUAACAGACCAGCAAUACGCUUCCAUUAUUAAUCCCGAAUAUUUGUAUAACAGCCUUUCUCCUCAGAUGACUACUAAGGCUUUUAACAAACUUGUUUUGCACAUAAGGUUAAAUUUAGAGGACGAAAAUCGUGUUGAAGCAUUUUUUAACUAUUGCAAAAAAGAAGAUUUGCAAAAAGCAUUCAAGUGGCUACCGGGUUGCUCUAAUCUGUUUAUUGAAGAUAUCAUUCAAGGACAUGCUGAUGAUAUACCAGAGCGAAUAUUUAAACGUUUAUAUGAAAAAUCUAUUACAUUUGUAAAAAUAACUCUGCGGAGUCUUAAAUCAGAAUAUUUAAGAAGAGACAAGAUAUCACCUGCAGUGUUUCUUGUAAAAAGAAACGUUGAAAUGUUCUUAGAUAUUAUAGAAGAAACUGAUAUGGAUGGUAUUUUUGGUUUCGGUCCAAAAAUUACAAAAAAAGUUAUGGAGAGCAGUCCUGAAAGGAUAAUGAAACAUCUUGAAAAAUAUGUUUAUAUUCUUGACAUAUCUACUUUUGCAAAAUUUAUAAAAAAUGAAGACGCUAAGGAUUUUAUUUUAACUCACAUAAAAAACAAAAAUAUGCGUUUGUGGUUUAAACAUAAGAACAUAAAACACUUUAUAAAUCGAUUGCCAUCUGAGGAACGUUUUGAUUUUAUUAAAAAAUAUUUUAUAGAAAAAUUUUGUCAUGAUAAUUCGGAAGAUGAGACAUGGCGUGAUGUAGUAGAGCAAUGCAGUCCAUCGUUUAGAGAAUAUGAAUCACCUCCGAAAAAUAUUUACGGCUGGUACGUUUAUGCACCCUUUGAUAGAGCUUUUGGGGAUCUGAAACAGUUGAUUCUUAAAGAAUCAAGUCCUUAUGAAAGAUCAUUAAUUUUUAGUGUAAUGCUAACUUGUGCUGGAAGUGAUAAGCAAAGCAUAUGUAAGUUAUUAAAGUAUUACCGUGAACAUCACAUUAAUGAACCAUUCAAGUUUAAAAUUCAAUUUGUAAAUAAAUUGCUGUCUAAAACUGCAACACACAGAUUUGAUAAUGAAGCUUGGGGUUAUUUAAAUGAUCUUUUUAAUAGCAUGGAAGUGUUCUCUAAAGCGGAUAAAAAUGUACAAUCAUGCGUGAGAGCCGUUAUUUUAUACAAUUUAAUGAAUGGCAAAAAUAUUCCCGAAAUUAUAGAGAAUAAAUUUGAAUUUGAAAAUCUAGACAGUAAAAUUAAAUUUAACUUGGAAGAAAGAGAGAAAAUUUUUGACUACUUAUACAAUUAUUUGAUUUCAAAACUAAAAAACGAUAUUUAUACUGAAAAGGGAUUCGAUGAUACUGUGGACUAUGUCAUAAAAGUUUUAAAUCUUCUCAAAGAUUGGAAUAAAGAACUCAAAGAUUAUCCAUGCAUUCUCCAAAAAAUCAAAAAACUUGUUGUAAUAAGGAAAGAAAACUCUUGGAAUCGCGAUAUUUCGGGAAUAUAUAACAUCAAAAAUUCUUGGAAAAAGCUGUUAUUGGAAGAAUCUAUCCUUCUGAAUCCUACCGAAGACAGUUGUGUUAAUGCUCUUAAACAUAGGCCACAAUUGUUGGAAAUAUAUAGAGACGAAAUAAACCAAUUAUGCAUACAUAACAACAAUCCCUUGGAACGGUUCCUACAUAAAAUUCGAAUUUAUUGGUAUCAAUCUUUAGCAGAAAGUUUUAAAACAACUUUCUUAGAAAAUCUUGAGGAACAUAGCAGUGAAGUUGCCUUGAUAAAAGGAAUCUGUACUUUACUAGCUCAAAAAGAACUUUUAGACUUUAUAAAAAAAUAUGUGCCUACGGAAUCUAAAAUUGACUGGAGUCAACCGAAACCAGAGCUUAGUCUUCGUAAGUUUAUUGGUACAGGUAUGCAUAUAGCAAGACCCCAUCCUCCUCUUGCUGUGGCUUUAUUGUAUGCUAAAGGAGAUUAUUUGCAAUAUGUACUACCAUCGUUAAAUGCAAUACUUUAUAACAUUAGCGCCACCAAUAUUGCCGAAAAUUUACCAAAGCUUCUUAAUACACCAGUAUCCUUACAACAACAUGGCAUUCGAGCUGCAUUUUCUAAGCUUAAGUAUGAGAAACUUAAAGAUAUAUUUUAUAAUAUAUGGAAAACUAGUACGAAUAGUACCAUACGAACUGUUAUCUUUUGCCAGACCUACAGUAUGCUGUGUAUGGAAACUAAUGAAUCCAUAAUAAAAGAAAUAUGGGACACGUUGGUUAUAUUUAUCGAAAAUUUGACUUUUAAUGAAAAUAAAAAAAUAUAUUUGACUUUGAGCAAAGUUGAAAAUGUUCCACUUACCGUAAGAGCAGCAUUUUGGAUGAAGAGUUAUGAUUUCUUAAAGAAGUUACCGGCAUCUGAAAAUGUUUCUAGUCUAAUUAAUCAUUUAUGCUCUGAAAUGAAAGAUAUAUUGGAGACUUUGGAUAUUGAUUUUAUGGCAAAAUUUUUAUUUCAAAAUUUCGAUAUUAAGUUUACCACACAACAAUACGAUUACUCCUACCAUGUAUCUGUGUAUUUGCUUUCUACAAAGACUGAAACUGCUCAAAUGGAGCGGUACGAAAAAAUUCUAUUACCAAUACUAGAAAAAGUUAUUGCUGCGUGGGAUAAGCAAGAUCAAAAUAUUUACUACGUAAGAAAUAAUUUAAAUGAUAUAUUUGUUUCUAUGUCUAGAGAAUUUCAAAAUAUUGUUUUACAAAAAGAAAUGAUGUUUCCCAUUGCUAUGUACACUGCAGCCCUGAUUAAACUUCAAAAUUGUCUUCCAACAAAAGAAAGUUAUAUCUAUUUAACAAAUAUGAAGUUGACUUUAGGAUACAUACAAAUUUUACAUGAUCAAAAAGCAAAUAAAAAUUCUGAAAUAAGCGCUGACACUGACCAAGAAGAUGUUUGGAAAGAUUUGUACGCCAGUGCAGCCCCAAUUUUUGGUAGUUUUUGUUUAAAAGGUUUAAAGGAAGACGUCGCAAUACAUUUUCCUUCAAUUUACGUUAUUUUUGCAGAAAUCUUAGAUACUAUAUUUAAUCGGUUUUCUUUUAGGUUUCAUGAUAAAUUUACCAUUUUUAAAGUCUUUAUUGAUAACAAUGAUUUUAUUCAAGGAUAUAUGCUAGUUAUGAGAUUAAUGCCAAGCUAUUUAUAUGAUGAUGAUGAAAAAGCUUUGAAACAUGAAUUGCUAGAAGAAAUAAGCCGCCAUCCUUCAGAAGAAGUUUUAAUGCAUUAUUGUUUAUUGCAAAUUAAUGAUUAGGUAAAUUUGAAAAGAAAACGUUUGAUCCCCAUAAAAGGUUUAAUAAUGAACAUACUCCAAUUUGGCAGCGUAAUAAAACUUAUCGAUGUAAAACUCCUAUUCAACAAACAUUUUGAUCACAUAAUUAUGAUAACAACGCGCUUAUCUGAUAAACCUUGUAUUUUCUGCAAAUCGAUCUGGGGCGUUCACCCAGAAAACGAAAAAAAACUUUAGGAACUAGAAAGUUAUAGUAUAUGGAAGCUCUCUAACAACUUAAGGGGAAAACAACAAUAAGACUUGCAAAAGCUAAUUUUAUGAGAACUUUAAGAAAAUUAUCUAAUGUCUAUUUGGAAAACCUAUAAAAAAAA
Pararge aegeria (speckled wood butterfly) is the source of this 3974-nucleotide messenger RNA. RefSeq lists its product as uncharacterized. The transcript is spliced from 2 exons. Bases 145 to 3627 code for a protein of 1160 amino acids. The record is from RefSeq and is a predicted model, not a curated record. Lineage: Eukaryota; Metazoa; Arthropoda; Insecta; Lepidoptera; Nymphalidae.